This is a messenger RNA of Topomyia yanbarensis, 1278 nucleotides long. RefSeq lists its product as uncharacterized. The transcript is spliced from 2 exons. NCBI's taxonomy places the organism in Eukaryota, Metazoa, Arthropoda, Insecta, Diptera, Culicidae. The coding region runs from base 1 to 1278 and encodes 425 amino acids. The record is from RefSeq and is a predicted model, not a curated record.
AUGCCUAGUGAGAGGAAAAUGAAGGCAAAGGAGUUGAAACGGAGAAAUGUCGUGGAAGCAUUGAAGAGGAUGAACGAGUUUUUGGAAAAUUUUGAUCCUGUUCAGCAUCAACGCGAAGUCCCCCUUCGUCUCGAACGUUUGGACAAGCUGACUGAAACCUUCGAGAUGAUUCAAUCGGAGUAUGAAGAAUUCGACGAUAGUGAAAAGUUUGUGACCGCUAACUUGGAAUGCAGAGCAGCCGUAGAAGAGCAGUACUUUCAUAUCAAAGCUGGUUUACUGUCGAAGAUGCCACAACCCGUUCCCGUUCCGAUUGCUCAAACAUCGACUGCUGAAAUCCAUCCCGGCUCAUCUGGUUUGGCUAAUGUGAAACUACCGACUAUCACGCUGCCAGAGUUUGAUGGAGAUUUCAACAAUUGGCUGACGUUUCACGACACUUUCGUCUCCAUGAUACAUUCAUCGACAGAGAUUUCCUGCGUGCAGAAAUUUCAUUAUCUUCGUGCAGCACUGAAGGGAGAAGCUGCAAACUUGAUCCAGUCGAUUACAAUUACUGCUGCUAAUUAUUCCGUAGCUUGGGACACGCUCGUCAAACGCUACUCCAAUAGGUCUAUUCUUCGGAAGAAACAUAUUCGCGCGCUGCUGAAAUACCCGAAAAUCCCCAACAAUUCCGUCGAUGCUCUGCAUAAGAUAGUGGAUGAUUUCCAGCGUCAUACAAAGGUAUUACAGAAACUAGGUGAACCCGUCGAACAUUUCAGUUGUAUUUUGAUGGAGCUACUGGAAGACAAGUUGGACGAUGCUUCACUGCAUGCUUGGGAAGAAUCAGUCUCGUCAGAUGAACAACCCACAUACACCAAGAUGAUAGAAUUCCUCCAGAAAAGGACCCGUGUGCUGGAAACUAUUCUCAUUAACCGCCCGCAACAUGCCCAUCAAAAAUCUGCUAGCCACAGUUCCGGAAACAAGAAGCCGUUUCAAACUCGUGUGAAUUCAAAUGCCAUGACCGAAGCUUUGCAAAAACCGUUCCCGUUAUGCCCUGCUUGUGAGAAAGAGAAGCAUUCAAUUUUGGAUUGUUCUGUAUUCAAUGGAUUCGAUGUUAAAGGACGUUUGAAGAUCGUAGCUGAUAAAGGUCUUUGCAAAUUCAUUCAACGAGACAUCGUUGCAAUAACAGUGAAAGCACCGAUGGCUAGAGGAAAGCAGGAGAUUGUGAUCGCAUCUGCCUACUUUCCUGGCGAUGCGCACCACCUUCUGAAAUCGAAUCCCUCAAUAAGUACUGCAGAAGCAUAA